Arachis duranensis is the source of this 915-nucleotide messenger RNA. RefSeq lists its product as uncharacterized. NCBI's taxonomy places the organism in Eukaryota, Viridiplantae, Streptophyta, Magnoliopsida, Fabales, Fabaceae. Bases 1 to 915 code for a protein of 304 amino acids. The transcript is spliced from 5 exons. Gene Ontology annotation, biological process: regulation of DNA-templated transcription. The record is from RefSeq and is a predicted model, not a curated record.
AUGCAUGCCAAGUGUGUGAUUAAAGACAACGAUGAGCUUAGCAUACAGUUCAACAAGACCUACCUCGCAUUGGCAAACAAGGUUGGUGGGUUGUCGAACUUGAGUUACUCAGAAAAAGGACAGAUCAACCCGAAUUUCUUUUAUGCAAUAGAUGUCAACAAAGCUAACAAGUUUAGGAGUGCGCUCUGGGUAGAUGCAAGGUGCAGGACGUCGUAUGAAUAUUAUGGAGAUGUGGUGUUGUUUGAUACAACAUACAGUAGAAACAACAUGAACUACCAUUUGCAUCUUUUGUUGGGGUCAACCAUCACGGGAAGUCCACUUUGCUUGGCUGUGCUUUGCUUGGGAAUGAGGAAAUUCGAAUACACAAGCUCUAUGUUUAGGGAAGUCCAACAGGAAUUUAGGAAAAAAGGCGAUUGUUUAAUCCAUGGUAUGACACAAGAGGGUGAUUUGUCCUGUGUGAAUGUGGACGAGCAAUGCCUACUUUAUGGGGAGUCUAGGUACUGCACUAACAUUGUUGAUUUUGACCAUUUGACAUGCAAGGUUCGGUGUGAGUACAACAUGUUUGAAUCAAGAAACAGAGUACCAUCUUGCUAUAUUCUCCCUCGUUGGAGCAAGAAUGUACAGUGGAAGCACACUUAUAUCAAGAGCAACCAUGACAUGAAUCGAUCGAAUGAAAGCCAUAACUUAUUCAGAGGAUUGUGUUCACACUUCUUUAUUGUUGCCCAGGAUUUUGUAACCUGUGACGAAGAAGCAAACAUGUUGAAUUCGGCUCUUGACAAUGUGAGGGCCAUGCUUAUUGAUUAUCGUGACAACUUAGGGUCCAAAAGUGUUGCUAGUACACAGAACAGCAUGGCCAUACAGUAUGAGUGCAUGGUUGGUCCAGACGGCAUUGAGGUCCUUCAAAGGUGGCAAUAA